Molecule: messenger RNA, 1966 nt
Organism: Spinacia oleracea (spinach)
Lineage: Eukaryota; Viridiplantae; Streptophyta; Magnoliopsida; Caryophyllales; Amaranthaceae
Product: protein SHI RELATED SEQUENCE 1
Exons: 2
Coding region: 391-1692 (433 amino acids)
Biological process (GO): positive regulation of DNA-templated transcription
Cellular component (GO): nucleus
Molecular function (GO): DNA binding; DNA-binding transcription factor activity
Source: RefSeq, a predicted model, not a curated record
AGACCAAGUAGUGUUAUGAUAAAAGAGGAGAGAGAAAGUAAACAACAAUUCUUCUACCCAAAAACUUAAAAACCAGAGCAACACAAAAACCAAAAACUAAAUCAGGAGAGAGAAAAUAAGACUGGCUGUUUUCCAUGUUGCUGUUGUAGUCUUUGAGAUUGAAUUCUGUUCUGGCAACAAAGAAAACAUCAGUAAGUGUUGUUGCACUGCACCUUAGUCAUGGCGGCGUUUGCAGUUUUUGCUUUUAUUACCCUGAAUUUUGUCUAAAAGAGGAGGAGAGAGAAAAUGAAAAUUUUGUUACCCUAGAAAAAAAUUCUUAAGUUUUUUUUGUUUAAUUUGUUUUAAGUUGAUUUUUAAAAUUUUUGUAAUGGAAAUGAAUUUGAUGAAAAAAUGGCUGCUUUUUUCUCACUAGGAACACCAGGGAGCAGCGGAUCACAAAACCCGCAAAAUAAUAAUAAUAAUAAUAAUAAUAAUAAUAAUAGUAAUAAUAAUAAUAAUACUUCAUCAGUUCCUUCUGAUAAUCAAGUUCAAAAUUCGUGGGUUCAUACCAGUAACAAUAAUAAUAAUCCGGGUUUGGUAGUUUAUUCUAGAAAUAAUAGUGAGGAGAUCUACCCAAAAGGUAGUUUUGAGAUAUGGCAACAAUACGUGCAAGUCCAUCAUCAUCACCAUGUUCCGAAGCUACACCUUCAUCAAGACUAUCACCACCACCACCAUCAUCAGCAUCAGCAUCAGCAACAUGUUUUUCUAGGGGAAUCACAGCCGUCUGUGGUGGUAGGGCCGUCGUCUGCGGCCCCGAGUAGUAGGAGAAUCUUUGGAUUUGAUGAGUAUCCUAACAACAACGAUAAUAAUAGUAAUAAUAAUAAUAACAAUAAUAAUAAUACGGUGUUAUCUAGUGGUAGUGGUAGUGGUAGAUCAUCAUCAGGGUUUAGGCAAUUAGGAGUUGGAAGUGGUAGUGGUAGUGGGGGUAUGAAUUGUCAAGAUUGUGGUAAUCAAGCUAAAAAAGAUUGUGUUCAUCUUAGGUGUAGGACUUGUUGUAAGAGUAGAGGCUUUGAUUGUUCUACUCACGUUAAGAGUACUUGGGUUCCUGCCGCCAAGCGCCGUGAACGCCAACAGCAGUUAACUUCCCUCCAACCACAACAGCAGCAGCAACAACAACAACAACAACAGACUCAACAAAUGAUGAGAUCGUCUGGUGGGUUUGGAAGUGGAGGCGAAAAGAGGACCCGAGAAAACCGGAGUAGUUCUCGUGUCCUUGCUCAUGCCGCUACUACUACUACUACUACUACUACUACCGCGGCAGGGUUGGAAGUGGGUGAUUUCCCAUCGGAGUUGAACUCGCCAGCAGUAUUCCGAUGUGUUCGUGUGAGUGCAUUGGAUGAUCCAGAUGAACAAUUUGCUUAUCAAACAGCUGUUAACAUAGGAGGACAUAUCUUCAAGGGUAUCCUGUAUGAUCAAGGACCUGAAACGCGCUAUGGUGGUGAGAGUUCGUCUGAGGGUAGGGCUCAACAACACGGCCUCAUGUUACCGGCGGCUACUACCACCACCGACCUAAUGGGUACCGUUGGUGGUGGUAGUAUUAAUAACGCUACAACAGCUAGUUUGCUCGAUCCCAUGGGUACCUCUACCAUCUAUCCAGCUCCUAUCAACGCUUUCCUGGCUGGUACGCAAUUUUUUCCACCCCCAAGAUCUUGAAUAUCGACACUUCCAUUCCAUUCCAUUCCUACACACAUUCUCCCUACCUACCGGCCUAACUAGCUAAGCUAAUCCAUCAUAUCAUUUGAUGAUAUGCAUGAUGAGGAAAAAUUAGAAAGAAGGAUUUUUAUGUUAGUUUAAUUUAUGUGAGAUUUUAUUAUUAUUGGAUUAUGUUGAGAGAUGAUUAUCAUCAUAUCCUCAUGUUAAUUAAUUAUUCAUCAAGACAUUCUUGUUUGUUUAAAUUUGAUUCGACUUUAGUUAAUUAUUUGAUCAA